AUGAGGAGGAAAGAAGAAGAAGAAGAAGAAGAAGACGAAGUGCACAACAUGUUCAUGUGCGCGCCUACUGCUGCUGCUGCGACUUUUGCUUCUUUUGAUGAUGAAUACAUAAGCAACAGCGUUAUUAAAGACUCGGAAACGACCGUCUUGCAAACCGAAUUGGAAGAAACUGUUCGGGAGAUGUAUUUGAAAAAUGAUGAAGAAGAAGACGUCUGCGGGGCUCGUCGAACCUCCCCUACGACCUCCUCUUCAAGAACGAAACGCACAUUCAACUUGGAGCGAACGAAGCACGUGGAGUAUUGCUUGCGAAACGUGCGCGAAUUACACCCCACGUACGUCUCUUUGAACAGUUCUCGAACGUGGAUUGUGUAUUGGUUGGUGCACUCGUUAGGUGUUCUCGGCGAGCUCGAUUUGGAGGAAGAUUUACGAGCAGACGUCGUGGAGUUUUUAGCAUCGUGCCAGCACGAGUCCGGUGGGUUUGGAGGUGGACCAGGACAGUUAGCGCAUUUAGCGCCGACGUACGCGGCGAUGAGCGCGUUGGUGACGAUCGGAACGAAAGAGGCGAUGGCGGUCGUGGACGUAGGGAAACUGCGAGCGUGGUUGAUGCGGUUGAAGACGGUGACGACGACGACGCGAAAAGAAGAUGGGGAAGAUGUUGUGGUGGGAAGCUUUGCGAUGCACGUGGAUGGGGAGAGCGACGUGCGAGGCUCGUAUUGUGCGCUUGCGGUGGCGCAUUUGUGUAAAGUGUUGGAUGAAGAGUUGACGAGAGGGGUGGCGAAUUACGUGGCCGAGUGUCAGACGCACGAGGGUGGGUUUGCCGGUGAACCUGGAGCGGAAGCGCACGGUGGGUACGCGUAUUGUGGGAUUGCGACCUUGGUAUUGUGUGAUAUGGUGGUUGAGAAAAAGAAGAAUGAAACGACGGCGAAGAAUAAUAAGAAGAAGAUAAAGCAGAGUGAGUAUAAGAUUGGCGUGGAUUUGGACGCAUUCGAGGAGUGGUUGGUACAUCGACAGUGCGGCGUGGAAGGUGGCUUUAACGGAAGGACGAAUAAAUUGUGCGACGGGUGUUAUUCGUUUUGGAUAGGUGCAAGUUUCCCUCUCUUAGAGAUGGUUCGAGGUGGAAAGGAGUCCAAGCAGUUGUUGUUCGAAGAGAGAACGAUGGAAGAUUUGACGAGUGUUCCACCCAUCGCGAGUAAUCGGGACGAAGAUGGGAUGGACGCUGCUGGUGAUGCGAUUGGUACUUCCACGCGUGAUGAUGAUGAAUGUCUGUUUCUUGGAACAUUGCGCGAUACCGCGGCAGAGAUGUGUAACUUGAAAGAAGAAAACAGUUUGACGAUCGAGGUAAACAACGACGACGAUGCAAAGAUUCAAAAGAAACCACUCGCUCGCACCCGUUUAUCGUUCAACGCCAGAGCGUUGCAAGGAUGGAUUUUGGGAUGUUGUCAAAGCGAAAAAGGCGGUUUGAGGGAUAAACCUGGUAAAUCGGCUGAUUUUUAUCACACGUGUUACUGUCUCUCCGGUCUCUCCGUCGCGCAAUGGUACGGCGAAUUACCCGUAUUAGCCGGUGGUAACGCCACCGCGAAGGAGCGCAAAGCGAACGUGGUGGAGAAGACCAAUGUGCUCUUGAACGUCGUCGAGUCCAAGUAUACGAAUUGGAUGGAUAACUUUGGAGGAGAUAUCGAUAUGGAGUGA
Bathycoccus prasinos is the source of this 1689-nucleotide messenger RNA. RefSeq lists its product with no specific name. Gene Ontology annotation, molecular function: protein farnesyltransferase activity. The record is from RefSeq and is a predicted model, not a curated record. Gene Ontology annotation, cellular component: protein farnesyltransferase complex. The transcript has a single exon. NCBI's taxonomy places the organism in Eukaryota, Viridiplantae, Chlorophyta, Mamiellophyceae, Mamiellales, Bathycoccaceae. The coding region runs from base 1 to 1689 and encodes 562 amino acids. Gene Ontology annotation, biological process: protein farnesylation.